This is a messenger RNA of Cladophialophora psammophila CBS 110553, 987 nucleotides long. RefSeq lists its product as uncharacterized. Bases 1 to 987 code for a protein of 328 amino acids. Gene Ontology annotation, cellular component: membrane. The transcript is spliced from 3 exons. The record is from RefSeq and is a predicted model, not a curated record. NCBI's taxonomy places the organism in Eukaryota, Fungi, Ascomycota, Eurotiomycetes, Chaetothyriales, Herpotrichiellaceae. Gene Ontology annotation, molecular function: lipase activity.
AUGGAUACUACCGAAGGUGAAUUCACCACCAAGGAUGGCACGAAGUUGUACACCAAAACAUGGAAGCCCCGAAGUGAUGCAGUCCAGGCCGUUUUGAUCUUCCUUCAUGGAUUCUCCGAUCAUAUCAAUGCCUACUACGACCUCUUUCCCACCUUGAGCUCUUCGCCAUUCAAUGUUGCAGUCUACGGAUUUGACCAACGGGGCUGGGGCAGAUCAUGUCAUAAGCCUGCAGAUAAUGGCAACACUGGCCCAACAGCGAUGGUCCUGUCCGACAUCCACGACUUUGUCCUCCAUGUGGCAUCACUGCCGGAAACCCAAGGCAAGCCAUUCUUCCUGAUGGGUCACAGCAUGGGUGGAGGCGAGGCUCUGUGCUACAUGCUUUCCACUUCUCCAGACUUUUCGAACCGUCCGGCGUUCUCAGGCCUUCUCCUGCAGGCGCCUUACGUGGAAAUGCAUCCCUCGAACCAACCAUCUUUCUUGAAGGUUCAGGCAGGAAAGCUAGCCGCCAUAGUCCUGCCGCACACGCAGCUCAAACAAAAGCUGAGCGCGACAUAUAUGUCCCGUUCCGAGAAGGUCUGCCAAGACUGGAUUAAUGAUCCGCUGUGCCACGAUACCGGCACGUUGGAAGGACUCAAAGGACUUUUGCAAAGAGAGGCAGAACUUUCUCAUCUCUCCCAUGGCCGCACUGUCCAUGGCUAUACAACCAAAUCUCCUUGUCCGAUAUGGUUCUCCUUCGGCACCGGCGACCGAAUCUUGUCGUACAUCGCAGCGCAGCAACUCUUCAACGUCCUGGAGGCCCCCAACAAGGACAAAACGUUCAAGUCAUAUCCCGAUGCCUAUCACAAGCUUCACGCUGAGCCCGACGGAGUUGGUGAGCAGUUUGCGAAAGAUGUGGGAGAAUGGAUCCUGGCACGUGGCAACAAAGAGGCUGAAGUCGUUCAGGUUGGUCAAUCACAAUCCGAUCUGAAGGCGGACGGUGGCUCAUAG